This is a messenger RNA of Varroa destructor (honeybee mite), 4983 nucleotides long. Its product is annotated as ribosome assembly protein METTL17, mitochondrial. Gene Ontology annotation, molecular function: methyltransferase activity; structural constituent of ribosome. The record is from RefSeq and is a predicted model, not a curated record. NCBI's taxonomy places the organism in Eukaryota, Metazoa, Arthropoda, Arachnida, Mesostigmata, Varroidae. Gene Ontology annotation, biological process: translation. Gene Ontology annotation, cellular component: mitochondrial small ribosomal subunit.
AGCAAAACGUUGUUUGCUGCAGCCUCUCCGGCGUUCGCGACGGCGGCGUCGCAGACGUCGCCGUCCUCCCGAAUGGCGGAUUACCCGCCAUUCGGGAAACAGCUUGAAUUCUUUCUACUAAACUGAUUGAUGGCAGAUCAACGAACUUCUUCAGCUUAGGGAACGCCGAUGAGUUGAUAUAACGUUGGUCUAUUUGGAUGCAUUUGGUUCAUAAGCUCAAGCAUGCUUUUCAAGACAAACAGUAAGAGUAUAUGAGAAGAAGCCCCAUUGAAGAAACUUUGACUUGAAGCGACAGCCGUUAACUGCGGCGACGAGAAAAGGUGACAGAAUAAAAUCUUGUAUAAAAAUCUACCAGAGAAGAUAACUUGAUGCCGGAUACAUGAGUAACCACAGUUCAAAACGAAAUUACUGAGUGGGGGAUACGUCGGAAAUUAUUUGUGCUUUGGAUCUGUACCGGUAAAUAGUGUGUGCAGUAAGGAACAUUUUUGAUUGAAGUUGCUGAACAGUUUACACACGCAGGAUGUAUUCUGUCACUCGCAGGACGUCUUGUGUUAGGACUAACUUGGCCUGUGGGCAAAUUGCCGAUCGAAAGCCACCUUUUUUGAUGCAUACAUGGCUUCAAACAGUCUGCUUUUAUAGCCUGUAUGACCCGUUGGGAGAUGUAUUCCUGCCAGACAAAAACCGAAGAGACCGAUUGCUUGAGGGAGCUAAAGUACUGAAAAAUCAGCUUUGGUCCCGACGGCCUCCUGUCGAAAAGAAAGAAUUAAAAGAAAAGGUCAUGGAAAUAAUAGAGCAUAACUUUGGUGAUGAGCUGAAGAACUUAAGCAGAGAGGAAAGAAAAAUGGCCAUUCCUCAGGUUAAAGAAGUUAUUAUCAAGGAUAUGCGGCACCACAUCUAUCAUUGGCGCCCAAUAAAUUAUGAUGCGUUCGGCAGUUACUGCUACCUGUUGGGGCGGACACCAAUGGAGUACGCAGUCUUAAGAAAAGUGUUUAAAGAAAUAAAAAUUCUGGACCCGAAAAUUGAACCUCGAUCAUGUUUUGACUUCGGAUCGGGUCUCGGUUCUGUAUGGUGGGCACUCAAAGAGCAGUUUCCGCAUUCAUUCAAGGAAUACUUUUCUGUCGAGCCCUCAAAACAUAUGAGGGAUUUUGCGCGUUAUUUAGCACAGGGUGGACCAUCUGGUAAACAGUUGCCGUUAAAUGAGUAUUCACAAAGGGCCAAGUUGGGAGCGGACUGUUCGCUUACAUACGACAUCGUUGUAUCAGCGUUUUCACUUAUGGAAUUACCGAACGCACGUGAAAGACGAGAGGCUAUUGAAUUACUUUGGGCAAAAACAAAGCGCCAUCUUGUCGUUAUUGAGAAUGGGACUUCAGCAGGCUACAAAAUGGUGGUAGAGGCCCGAGCGCAUGUGCUCGAACUAAGCAAGAUAUUCAGUGUAAAUAAUCCGCAAGGGGCGGUUUUUAAGGGUCACGUUCUUGCUCCGUGCACUCAUAGCUUUCGGUGUAAUCGGAUGCAUUGCGAGUUGGCACCCAAGCCCUGCUCAUUUGAAGUACGCUACAUGGACCUUCUAGAUUCGAACCAUAAAUCGCACACGUCCCUAUAUUCAUACGUUGUUAUGACUAAAGUUAAUCCGGAGGCCCUAUUCGAGGGCCCACCAUGCGCUCGGAUCAUCAGCCCAGUUCUACCUCGCACGAAAUGUGUCAUUUGUAGAAUAUGCACAUCAAAGGGUGAAAUAAAAGAACAAAUAUUCACAAAGAAUAAGCACGGUGGACAAGUAUAUGAAACUGCGAGGUCGUCGAACUGGGGAGAUUUAUUUCUCUUUGAAAACGUUCCUUCCGCCAGUAGAGGAUAUAGUAAUGCGUCAGCGACGCUCGCACAAAUGACAAAAUUGGAGGAGAAAAAAGAGCAGAAGAUAACGACAGAGAAGAAGGAAGAAGCGGAUCAUAGUGACAAUUAUGACUUUGAAGAGACGCUAAAAGAGGCAAAGUAACGCGGUUAGACCCCAUUCACUGUAGCCGCCCAUCAUUGAAAAGAAGGAUGUUGGAUAGGACUUGUAAGAAUUGCGUGUUAAUAGUGGAUUUAAUGUUUAUAUUAUUGUAUAGAAAAAUCUACCUUUGCGAUAUUUGAUGUUUACUCAAGCAUACCCCUGUAGCGUGUAAUUUAUGAUAUUGGUGUUUAAAAGUUACCGAAAAAGAAAGAGGCAGAUACCCUUGUUCGUUUUGACUGGUGCAUUGAAUAUAUCGAAUUGAAAAAUCGGCGUCUUUCAAAGGGAAAACAUAUUAAUUAUUGAUACCUUUUUAAAAUAUAAUUAAUGUGUUUCUAGAUACAGCUGGGUUCGAACGUUCCCAUGCUAUGUAGACUUCUGUACAGUGCAUACAACUAUAGAUAAUAAAUAUGUUUUAUUACUGUGUACUAUAUAAUCGAGCUAUAUUUAAUUGCAUGUCCGUAUCGUAGGCUUGCUUUGUUAUAAACGUAAUGCCAACUCUGUCUCGCGCGCAAAAAAAUUAUCUGUGAUCGAUCGCAAAAGAAAGUAAAUAUAUUCCACUAGCUGUCUUAAAACUAACCCGGAAUAGCCAUAUUAUUUAUGGUAGAGACCAAUUUGGACCUUUGAACGGCAACCAUAUACAUUAUGAACAUCCAACAGGUGCCUCUUUUAUAUAGUGAAAAUUUGAUCAAAUACUAAAUACCUGUGUUCUUUCAGAUCGGCUACUGAGAGAGCAUCGGCUACUGAUUGCUCUCGAUAGUCAGCGGCUCUGUCAUUCGUCUACCUGCGCACGUCUUCAUCAUCACAUGCCUUCAUUUCUGUCAAUUUGCUCUUUGCGCAGUCUUUUUGGCACUUUUCUUUUUCUUGUUUUACACACACACACACACAGACACAUACCCGCACACACAAAUACAUACAGGCAAAGACAUACACACACAGAGACACAGACCGACACACACACACUGAUACAUCUUUGAGCAAACAUCAGCAGAAUGCUUCUGUUCAUCAGAUCUGUUUCUUUCUUGGUCGCACGUCUAUUGUAAACCUACCUUUUCGUAUUCGUGUUUUUCUGUCUUGAAUAAAUGUUCGCCUGUCACUACACUUGCGCCCUGCUACGCACUCUAAAUUUUCUCAUAUAUAUUUUCAUAGUAAUAUCAUAUAUCUAUUUCAGAACGGCCCUAAAACUGAUCUUCCACUUCGAACAAUGCCAAAUUCUAAGAUAGAACAUUGUGUAGCAUAGCCUACGACUAACUAAACUCUUGUUUUUGUACUCUUUCGUCUGUGCAACUUGUGUAUAUCCGAUUAUGGAUGGCUGUAAUACCACGUCGCUUAUCAACGCAUCCUGUCAUCUCACUUGUGUCGCGUUCAUGUGAAGCAGGACUCUUCCAAUGUAAGCUGUGCAGUUAUAAGACGCCUUAUCAAGGAAAUCUGAAACGACACAGUCGUAUCCACACCGGCGACCGCCCAUAUCCCUGCGGCUAUUGCUCGUAUAGCGCCACACAACUCGAAAACCUCAAACGACACGUCGUGAAGCUUCAUCGGGACGCUGUUUGCACAACAGCGAGCAUUGAAAAAACAACGACAACCUUUUGAAGGGCAACAGUGAUGGCAAUAAGCGAUAAUGAGAAGAUCAAACAUCAUUGGGGUGACAUACAUCCGGUGAAGAUCUGCAACGCGAAUCGAUCUAGUCAGUUAUACAAAUCUAGCAAUCAAUCAAUCAAGCAGACAAUAACAACAACAUAAAGACAAAGUCAAGCGGAGUCACCAUUACAACAUAUUAUUAUUACAUUAAAAUAGAUAGUAGGUAUUGUGGAGAAUCAACUGUUGUGAAAAAUCUGCUCAGAACGCCGUCCGCGUUCCCCAAGCAGAUGAGUUGUCGCCGCUUCAUAUGAAACGACGCCAGAGCAUCGUCUUCAGCACCGUCACUGAGUCUUUCAUUAUAAGCGUCAGUGAUAUUCCAUUGUUCCCACGUACUUGGAUAAUGUUUCCCAUUUAUGGAGGUGCCUACCGCAGUUUCGUAUAUUUCAUUUUCGUAUGUGCAAACGCACGACGGAAACAACAGCUCUUUCCCCACCAGAAAAUCACACAAUAGCCGACUAUAAUACUAACUAUUUAAUUUCUAGUCCAGAGUCAAUCAUUCCAUUUCGGCUACCAGCUGUACCGUAAGCUCAUACUGAUCAGAGAUAUAUGCCCUUGUAAAUUCUGCAAGAGGCAAGCAUGUCGAUAAGAAAAAAAUUUUAUCAUCACCAAGCAAAAAGGCGAAACGCCUAACAAAUAUAAGCGUGUUUUUUUCUAUAGCAGACGUAUCACUAUAAUUGUUAUCAUAUAAUAGAGGAGAAAGCAUUACAUUACUCAGUAACAGAUACUUGACCAAAACAUAACGUCUGAGUUCGCCUAAUUAGCCUGAGCAGGUAUACUAACAUAAUGCAUCGAGAAGCAUGCAGAAGUCUUUAUUGAUUUGUGUGCCCCAGCUCAUCAGCUGGCUAGAAGCGGUUACAUUUUCAAAUCUAACCGUAAUCAACGGCAGUAUUUACUUUUCUCUUAGUCAAUUAUUCCAGCAGUAUAUCCAGUGUACACAUUGUGAGGGCAGAGACCUCGUACGCUGUUUCAUUAUACGGAGCAAUAGAGAAUGGGUGUUCUUGCAAAAGUCUGAGAGUGACAGGCCUGCUGGCAUGUAUUGUGUGACGUUGAUUAUUUGCGCAGAAUGAAUCUAGGCGUUGCUGUUUUUAAAGGCAGUAAAGGCUGUAGCUCAUAUAUAAUGAAUGUCAAAGAUAAUGUUGCAUAAUCAUGUCUAUAUAUACAUACAUACAUAUAUAUAUAUAACGAUAAAGAGAUAUAUAAAAGCAUUCGAGGAAUGACUAAAGACAAACACAUUCCCGAUUUAGAGGCGAGAGGCAUUCCGUCCCGCGAUUUUUUAGUCAAUUCCGAACCAAAGAUGAUCGUUAUUCCAGAAGAUUUUGUGGUUGUUGCGUUUUGGGGCAGGAUUACCUACCCAACAAGAG